Molecule: messenger RNA, 612 nt
Organism: Orbilia oligospora ATCC 24927
Lineage: Eukaryota; Fungi; Ascomycota; Orbiliomycetes; Orbiliales; Orbiliaceae
Exons: 4
Coding region: 1-612 (203 amino acids)
Biological process (GO): cellular response to oxidative stress
Cellular component (GO): cis-Golgi network; Golgi lumen; fungal-type vacuole
Molecular function (GO): glutathione disulfide oxidoreductase activity
Source: RefSeq, a predicted model, not a curated record
AUGACGGCUGCUCGUCGCGUCAAGCUGCUAGGCAUAGCGGCGUUCACUCUGAUCGUUAUUUUCCUCUUCUACGGCUCACAAACCCGUACCGAUCGCCGAAUCGCCCAGCAACUUCAUAAUGAAGAACGACAUCGCCACAAGGAGGCGGUUAAGAACGGCUUCGACGACGAAGACGAGGUUCUAGAGAAGCAACUCAAAUCACAAAGGUUAAAGGACGCUGAAAUCGCUGCAAAGGAGAAGGCAAAUGCAAAGGCUCCGAAUCCGGGUGUUUGGGAUGUGACAACUGAAUUGGACGAGAUUUUGAAGCGAAGCCCGAUUAUUAUAUUCUCGAAAACUUAUUGCCCGUACUCGAAGGCGGCGAAGAGGUUGUUACUGGAUAAAUAUACAAUUACACCGGCACCUUUUGUUGUCGAACUUGAUAACCACGACCACGGUUCGGAAAUCCAAGAUGCACUCCAAAAACAGACAGGACGAAGAACGGUCCCCAAUAUCCUCGUUUUGGGCAAGUCGAUAGGUGGUAGUGAUGAUAUCGCAGCAUUGGAAUCGGAAGGCCAGCUCGUCGAGAAAGUAAAAGGCUUGGCGGGCAAAAGGGUAGAAAUGGUCAAGACCUAA